AUGGAAUCGACAAACGCAAUUGAAAUUGGUACGUCGGGGAUCAACACCGCCGGAGAAGACAAUGCAUCACCGCCGCCAGAAACAGAGGGAAUCAGCCGCCUUGUCGAGAAACUGAAAGGUGUCGGUUUAUCGACAACCACCGCGGCGCCGGAGGUGAAGAAACCAAAGCCGAAGGUUUCACUUUCACCACAGCACGAAGAAAUCAGACGAAGCUUCCCUAUCUACAAGCUGAAGAACGAACUCGUUCAGGCCGUCCACGACAACCAGGUCCUGGUCGUCAUCGGAGAAACCGGUUCUGGCAAAACCACCCAGUUAACUCAGUACCUCGCCGACACCGGUAAAUACACCACCGACGGCAAAAAAAUAGGUUGCACUCAGCCUCGCAGGGUGGCGGCAAUCUCCGUCGCCAAAAGAGUCGCCGAAGAAUUCGGCUCUCCGUUAGGACAAGAAGUCGGCUACACCAUCCGUUUCGAAGAUCGAACUUCUCCGAAAACCAUUAUCAAGUACAUGACUGAUGGAAUGCUUCUGAGAGAAAUUAUCACCGACGAAUAUUUAUCUCAGUACUCUGUAAUAAUUCUUGACGAAGCUCACGAGAGAACACUCAGCACCGAUAUCCUCUUCGGAUUGCUCAAGCCCCUUCUCAAACGCAGACCGGAUCUUCGUCUGAUCGUGACUUCCGCAACUUUGGAUGCAGAGAAAUUUUCCGAGUAUUUCUUCAAUUGCAGCGUAUUCCGAAUUCCCGGAAAAAUAUUCCCCGUCGAAGUAAUCUACAUUGAGCCGCCGGAAAGACGUGGAUUUGUCAAUAUGUCAAUUGACGUUGUACUGCAGAUUCACACGUCCGAGCCGGAAGGUGGCGACAUACUCGUGUUCUUGACCGGUCAAGAUGAGAUUGAUUCCGCGUGCAAUUCUCUCCACGAGAGGAUGGAGAAAAUUUUACGAGGGAAAAAUAGAAACAAUUGUGGCCGAGAGCUGAUAAUUCUACCGGUUUAUAGUACUCUGCCUAUUGAAAUCCAAUCGAGGAUUUUCGAACCGACACCUCCCGGAAAAAGGAAAGUGGUUUUCGCCACGAAUAUUGCGGAAGCUUCUUUGACAAUCGAUGGCAUAUUCUACGUCGUCGAUUCGGGUUAUGCGAAGCAAAAUGUGUACAACCCUAACAAGGUUCUUGAUUCUCUGGUGACGGCUCGUAUAUCGCAGGCUUCUGCUAAGCAGAGGCAAGGUCGAGCUGGUCGCACAGGGCCUGGAAAGUGCUACCGUCUCUACACGGAGAGCACUUUCCUCAAUGAAAUGGCCCCCACCACGGCCCCCGAGAUACUCAGGAUCAAUCUUAGCACGACGGUUCUUAAUUUGAAAUCGAUGGGUAUUGACGAUCUAUUCUCGUUUGAUUUCAUGGACCCGCCUUCUCGGAAGGCACUAGCUUCCGCAGUCGAAGAGCUACACAAAUUAGGAGCUCUCGACGAAAAUGGGGUCAUCACAAAUUUGGGUCGGAAAAUUGGCGAAUUCCCGCUCGAUCCUCCGUUGUCGAAGAUGCUUCUCACAAGCGUGGAUCUAGGUUGUAGUGACGAGAUUCUUACCGUUACCGCAAUGAUUCAGGCAGGGAACAUCUUCUACCGGCCGAGGGAUAAACAAGACGAGGCGGACAAGAAAAGGGCAAAGUUCGUACAACCUAGUGGGGACCACCUGACGCAGCUCUUUGUCUACGAGGCGUGGAAAAAGGCGGGAAACUGUUUCUCCGGCCAGUGGUGCUACGACAACUUCGUUCAGUCUCAGUCGAUGAGGAGGGCGCACGACGUGAGGAAACAGCUUGUUUCGAUUAUGGAGAGACAAAAUUUGAAUGUUGUGAGUUGUGGUAAGAAUGUUACGAAAGUCCAGAGAGCUAUAGCCGCUGGUUUAUUUGCCAACGCCGCGCGAAAGGAUCGACUCGGAAGAGGGUACAGAAGAGUGGCUGACAACCAGAGUGUUUAUAUACAUCCGAGCAGCACUCUGUUCUCGAGUAAGCGUCAGCCCGAAUGGGUUAUCUACAACGAACUGGUGAUGACGUCGAAGGCUUUCAUGCGUGAUGUCACUGCCGUAGAUUCCAACUGGCUUCCCAAAUCAGUGUCCUCUACGAUAAAAUCAGCAAGAUCCAGAAACAAGUUCGUGCACAAUCGACAUCACUGAUCUUGUAGUCGAAUAGUCUUUUCUAUUGGGAGUUAUUGGUUUUGUGCUAUGUGCCUGUUUUAAUGUUUUAAAAAC
This is a messenger RNA of Erythranthe guttata (spotted monkey flower), 2232 nucleotides long. Its product is annotated as putative pre-mRNA-splicing factor ATP-dependent RNA helicase DEAH5. The record is from RefSeq and is a predicted model, not a curated record. Gene Ontology annotation, biological process: spliceosomal complex disassembly. NCBI's taxonomy places the organism in Eukaryota, Viridiplantae, Streptophyta, Magnoliopsida, Lamiales, Phrymaceae. Gene Ontology annotation, cellular component: intracellular anatomical structure; catalytic step 2 spliceosome. Gene Ontology annotation, molecular function: RNA binding; helicase activity.